AUGCUAGCCAAAUUGCUACUUUUCUGUAGACUCUUCGGUCCUAUCUUCGGCCAGAUAUUCGCCAGCUUGAGAGAGGCGGUUGCCACCCGCUUACACCGGCUCACGUACCGCGCUGUGGAGCAUCCGCGCAACGUUGUCGUUAUUGGCGCUUCUUUCGCUGGAUAUCACGCGGCUAAAUGUCUUGCUAGUUCGCUCCCAACUGGGUAUCGGGUUGUGGUUGUUGAGAAGAAUACGCAUUUCCAGUUGACUUGGGUUUUGCCACGGUUUAGCGUGGUGAAUGGCCACGAACAUAAGGCCUUCAUACCUUAUGGGCCUUACCUUGAUCGGGUUCCGGAAGGCUCUUAUCAAUGGGUUCGUGAUCGUGUUGAGCGUAUUGUACCUGGUGACAAUGGACAUACUGGACAGGUAGAACUUGCAUCUGGCGAGAAGGUGGAAUUCGAUUACUUGGUGCUUGCGACUGGGGCGUCGGGAGCACUUCCAUCGCGAGUGCCAGCCGGCACCAAACAGGAAGGGAUAGAAGAGCUACUUGCUGAGCAGGAAAAGCUCCGAGCUGCCACGAACGUGAUCAUUGUUGGUGGUGGAGCUGCGGGUAUUGAGCUCGUGGCAGAUGUGAAGUCGCAAUAUCCUGAGAAGAAUGCCACGUUAGUUCAUUCCCGGACGACAUUGCUGAGUCGGUUUGGUCCUCGGAUCGGAGAAAGGGCAUUGCGAGCGCUUGAAGAGCUAGGUGUGAGGACUAUAAUGGGUGAACGAGUGCUCAGCGACAGUGCAGAGGAGGGCAAUGUCAAGCUGAGCUCAGGCGAAACUCUCGCGUGUGAUUACUUGGUACGCGUCUUGCACCUACAUCCUUGA
Molecule: messenger RNA, 849 nt
Organism: Aspergillus bombycis
Lineage: Eukaryota; Fungi; Ascomycota; Eurotiomycetes; Eurotiales; Aspergillaceae
Product: putative mercuric reductase
Exons: 1
Coding region: 1-849 (282 amino acids)
Cellular component (GO): cytoplasm
Molecular function (GO): flavin adenine dinucleotide binding; electron-transferring-flavoprotein dehydrogenase activity
Source: RefSeq, a predicted model, not a curated record